AUGUUGCGUUCUGAUUUCAAAGAGCAGUUCUUGAAAAACGAUAUGGCGGAAGAAUUAAACUUCGCCGAAGCCGCCAUGCUUCUCCAAGGAUCGGCGUUUAUUUUUGCCAGGAACGUCGGCUACGUUCACUCACAGGGCGUCUUGUUGCUUCAUUUGGCUCAUGAACUAAUUGUUGACGACUUUGCCAGUGACGUGUUUGUUCGAUUAUGGCAUCCACACUUUCCACCAAAUGAGAAAGCUAAGCGACGAACUGUGCUACACGAAGGUAGAUGGAAUAUCAAUGAAUCAAAAACUGUAGAGAGCGAAACCGGCAAAAUUCUUCUAGAUCCGUUCAAGGUCGGAAGGAAAGUGAACUUCCUAAAAGAAACUUUCAUUAAAACUUUGAUGUUCGGAGACAUUGAUAACGAUGAGCUAAAUAACCCAAUAGUUGUGGAAUCGUUGUACGGAGGCGAUUUUGUUUUUGGAGUCCCUGGUUCAGUCACACUGUUCAUUGCUGCUGUGGUAGGUUGUAUUAGGCUCGUUUUUUUUCGUAAAAAGGCGAUGCGCCGCUCUUAUGACUUGUACCAUCUUCAGGAGAGAAUUUUGUCCUAG
Molecule: messenger RNA, 591 nt
Organism: Angiostrongylus costaricensis
Lineage: Eukaryota; Metazoa; Nematoda; Chromadorea; Rhabditida; Metastrongylidae
Source: the annotation of a GenBank genome assembly